AUGAGCUGCUGGCGGAUCGCUGACGAGAUGCCGACGAAGCUUGUCGUCACAGCCGCGAUCGAGCGCUUCGCCAACGGUCCCGCCAACCCGGCGCAAGUCGAGCGCAUCACGACGUACCUCGCCGAUCGCAACUGGUUUACCCACGCCGCCGACCUUCGCGUUGCGAUUGCCAAUGAAGCCCAGUGGAAGCUGAUGGAGCUCCCGAUUCGCCUCAAGCUCGCGCUCGAAGAAGUGCUGGGCGAGUGGGACACGCUUCAACCCGCGCCCGAGACGUCGUCGAUUGGUGUCCCUGUUGCGCAAGCGGUCGCGAAUGGAAGCUACAGUGCGAGCUAUGCGUGGGUGUGUGUCUCGUGUGGCACCGAGAAUCAGUUUGAAGACUCGUUUUGCGUCACUUGCUGCGAACACUACUCGAUCUCGGUGCCCGACGCUGGCGCGCCGUCCGCCCCCGAGUUUGACGCCUCCAUGGCGGUGCCACUGGACGUGGGCUGCAGCGCGGCGGACCUGCCCACACCGUAUAUUGCAAGCUCGGCGAUGCCAUUACCCCCCGCGCCAGCCGAGUACUACUAAUGCCAUAGGAGAGCAUCAUCCCGGUGCCAGCGCUCGACCCGGAAUCGGAGCGGUUCAAGGCGCUGGCGUUUGCAAACCACCCACCGUCCCCCGCCUACGUUUAAUAAGACGAAAUAAGAUCUGAUGUA
Saprolegnia diclina VS20 is the source of this 695-nucleotide messenger RNA. RefSeq lists its product as hypothetical. The coding region runs from base 1 to 567 and encodes 188 amino acids. The record is from RefSeq and is a predicted model, not a curated record. The transcript is spliced from 6 exons. NCBI's taxonomy places the organism in Eukaryota, Oomycota, Saprolegniomycetes, Saprolegniales, Saprolegniaceae.